This is a messenger RNA of Rhea pennata, 3028 nucleotides long. Its product is annotated as cytochrome P450 2U1. Gene Ontology annotation, cellular component: intracellular membrane-bounded organelle; cytoplasm. The record is from RefSeq and is a predicted model, not a curated record. Gene Ontology annotation, molecular function: iron ion binding; oxidoreductase activity, acting on paired donors, with incorporation or reduction of molecular oxygen, reduced flavin or flavoprotein as one donor, and incorporation of one atom of oxygen; heme binding. The transcript has 5 exons. Lineage: Eukaryota; Metazoa; Chordata; Aves; Rheiformes; Rheidae. The coding region runs from base 5 to 1585 and encodes 526 amino acids. Gene Ontology annotation, biological process: xenobiotic metabolic process.
GAGGAUGGUGACGGUGGGGGGCUCGGGCGCCUGGACGUGGCUGCUGCGCGGCCCCAGCGCCGCCGAGGUGCUGCUGCUCGCCGUGUGCUGGCUGGGCUGCUACUGGCUGCUGAGGCGGCCGCGGCCGCCGCCGGGGCUGCCGCCGGGCCCCGCGCCCUGGCCGCUCGUCGGCAACUUCGCCUUCGCGCUGCUGCCGUCGCCGCUGCUGCGGAAAUGGGCGCUGGAGGCGGGGGGCAGCCGCAAGGGCUGCCCCGUCUCCUCGCCACACGUCUUCCUCACCAGCCUCAGCGAGAUCUACGGCAGCAUCUUCAGGCUCUUCGUGGGCAGCCGGCCCUUCAUCGUGCUCAACACCUUCGAGGCGGUGCGGGAGGCGCUGGUGCACAAGGCGGAGGUGUUCAGCGACCGGCCCACCGUCCCCAUCGUCGUCAUGAUCACCCGCAAGAAGGGUGUUAUUUUUGCACCUUAUGGCCCUGUCUGGAAGCAACAGAGGAAAUUCUCUCUCUCCACGCUUCGUCAUUUUGGAGUAGGAAGACACAGCUUAGAACCUAAAAUCAUCGAAGAGCUGAAGUUUAUAAAGGAAGAAAUGCUAAAGCAUGGAGAUGAUUCAUUUAAUCCCUUUCCGAUUAUUCGCAAUGCAGUGUCCAAUGUUAUCUGUUCUAUGGCUUUUGGAAAGCGUUUUAACUAUGAAGACAUUGAGUUUAAGACCAUGCUGAAGAACAUGGCCCGUGCACUAGAGCUAAGUGUGAACAGCUCUAUGAUCCUGGUCAAUAUCUGCCCUUGGCUGUACUAUCUUCCCUUCGGACCUUUCAGGGAACUUAGACAAACAGAAUUAGAUAUUACUGCUUUUUUAAAGAAAAUAAUUGCACAGCACAGGGACACACUGGAUGCAGCAAAUCCCAGGGACUUCAUUGAUAUGUAUUUCCUCCAUGCAGAAGAAGAGAAGAACAAGGAGAGCAGUUUUAAUGAAGACUACCUAUUUUUUAUCAUUGGUGACCUCUUCAUUGCAGGCACAGACACCACUUCCAAUACAUUGUUGUGGUGCCUGCUCUAUAUGUCUCUCUACCCAGAAGUACAAGAGAAGGUUCAUGCAGAAAUUGAAGCAGUUCUAGGACGUGACAAAGUUCCCUCUCUUGCCCACAAGGCUCAAAUGCCCUUCACAGAGGCAACUAUUAUGGAAGUGCAAAGGAUGACUGCAGUUGUUCCUCUUUCUGUCCCUCGAAUGGCCUCAGAAACUGCUGUGCUGCAAGGAUAUACUAUUCCUAAGGGCAGUGUGAUUGUGCCCAACUUGUGGUCAGUGCACAGAGAUCCUAAUAUUUGGGAGAAACCAGAUGAAUUUCAACCAACAAGAUUUCUGGAUGAAAACGGCGAGCUAAUUAAGAAGGAGACCUUCAUUCCUUUUGGAAUGGGUAAACGUGUGUGCAUGGGAGAGCAGUUGGCAAAAAUGGAGCUGUUCUUAAUUUUUGCAAGUCUCAUGCAAAGUUUUACAUUUUUGUACCCUGAAAAUGCCACAAAGCCAUCCAUGGAGGGAAGGUUUGGUCUAACUUUAGCUCCGUGUCCAUUCAAACUAAGAGCUUUGAAGAGAUGAUGUAACAUCAAAAAAGAGUAAAUGAAGAAAUACUGCACUUACUAAAUUCAGCUUUAUUAUGUUUCCAGCUUAUUAUGCUACUUCCUUUUCAGAAAAACACCAACUGCAUAGACUUUCGUAAUCGGUGAGAAUGAUUGUUCUGGAAGGAAGAGAUUUUGUUAUGUCAGCUAUUGCAUUCCACAGAUGAACUGACAACACUGUAGUUUGCAGUUUGUUACCGAAACUUGUUGGGUUCCCUUCCCUUCCCCCAUCUGUAAGCUAUGACUGUCAGUUUGUCAAAUACAAAUUAUGGGAGAAUGAUCCAAAAUGUAUGUUAAUACUCUAGUGAAUAAUAAUGAUUAUUUUGGUAAAAGCAGUGCAUAAGCAUUUAUCAAGUGAGUGAAGGACAUAAUCUAAUACCAAAGCAUUAAUGAAGGAGAGGGUAUUAGCAUCUUCAGCAUAAAGAAACACUAUACACUAUGCCUGAGUAUAAAUAAUGACAAAUACUUUUAAAAAAUGGCUGAAUGACACUUCUUUUAAUCUUAGAGGAUUUUUUCUUGUAAGUAACUGUCAGGCUGGAUCAAGUCAGUUCUGAUUCCUGGAUCACUGGAUCAGGGCUCACUGUAAAAAUGCAGGUACCAGAUGGAAAAGUCCAUGCCAUAUUUGCUGGCUUGGGGCCAUGAAAGGAGUGCUUUGGAGUCUGGAUGUGUAGAUGUUUUAUCUCAGUGUAGAAAUGAGCAGAUUUCCCAAGAAAGAAACAGUAGAAAUCUCUUCUCUCUGGCUGACUGACUCGGGGCUCUUCACAGUGGCCAAGCAGAUGUGCAAGAGUACCUCUGCGCUGUCACUUCAAGUUCCUCACGGGUCCCACGCCGGUGGUGGCAGCCUGUAGUCUGGCUGCAGGCCGACAGCCUGCUCCUUGGGGAAGUGUGUAUGUGGAUAAUAUGAAUGUUGGGCCUUGCGCUCAGGUUCUGCCUUUGUGGGCAGUGCGUGCACAGCUGCCACCUUUGUCCUGUUUGGCUUUGAGAGCUGGAGUCGUAUUUCAAAGACGGCAUCAAAGGCACUGCAGACAGAAGUCUUGAAGAUUUAGGCAUGGAAAAUAUCUGACAAACUUGCGGCUUGACUGUAGAGGUGCUCUCUUUGGUUAUCUGGCAUAUGGAGUAAAAAGACCUAUAGUUGGUAUACUGUAUCAGUGUCUUACUCUUCUCUCAUGCAGAGUUUUCAUGCUUUUUAGCAGUAUUAACUAACUGUUGGAGAAGCCUAUGGUUAAGUGUAUCGGAAUGGAACGCUUGCUCUGCGUAAGCUUGCCUUUUAUUUGAAAGAUCUCUUGAAUAUGUAAUCUUCUGCGGGUCGGGCAACAAUUCAAACAAUUCACCUUUCAGUAAUUGUUCCUAGUCAUCUUUCAGUCUCUACACACCUUUUAAUCUAGCAAACUUCAGAGGAAAUAAAUCCAUACAUACUCUUCAA